This is a messenger RNA of Stegostoma tigrinum, 1914 nucleotides long. RefSeq names its product Rab interacting lysosomal protein-like 2 (gene rilpl2). NCBI's taxonomy places the organism in Eukaryota, Metazoa, Chordata, Chondrichthyes, Orectolobiformes, Stegostomatidae. The coding region runs from base 227 to 802 and encodes 191 amino acids. Gene Ontology annotation, cellular component: ciliary basal body; cytoplasm. Gene Ontology annotation, molecular function: protein dimerization activity. Gene Ontology annotation, biological process: cilium assembly. The record is from RefSeq and is a predicted model, not a curated record. The transcript has 2 exons.
CGCAGACACAAAUUUCGACUUCUCUCCAGGUAUCGCUAAGCAACUAGAGGGGCAUUGCAAAACAGACGCCUGGAUUGGUUUAGAAAUCUGCCGAUCAAACAACAGUCAAGCUUCCCGUCAUGUGAAACCCGGGUACACAAAGAGGAAGUGUGAAAUACAGUUAUUCCGCUGUUUGGAGCAGUUUAAGUCCAACAGUGGAGUGAGGAGGCACAGCAAGGGAAAAUCGAUGGAGGAGGAAUUGAACGCAACAUCAGCAUUUGAGAAAGAUCCGUUCAAGCUCACAGCUGAAGAUGUCUACGAUAUGUCUUAUGUCAUUGGCCGUGAUUUAUUCAAACUCAGUAGCUCAGAAGAUAGCCGUACAGUCUCCGAGCUGCAAUAUAAAGUAAUCAGAGUUCUAGAAAUAUUCGAGUUGUUGGUGGACAGGCAGAACCUAUCAGUCGAGAAACUGAAAAUUGAACGGGACAACCUGAGGAAGGAAACGGAAAGGCUUCACAGGGAACUCCAAGUGGCAACAAGCGAUUCAGAGAAAGAGAAGAAUGGAACAGACAAACUGGUGGUCGAUGUUAAUGACCCAAAUCGGCCUCGUUUCACGCUCCAGGAAUUGACGGAUGUGUUGCAAGAACGCAACAAACUUAAAGCUCAGUUACUUGUUGCUCAAGAAGAACUGGAAUGUUAUAAAAGCGGAUUAAUGACCACAAAGGAGCCACAAAGGCUAGAAAAGAAGGCAUCUGGUGCAAAUCGUGAAAGUGAACAAACUACGGUUAAGAAACUGUUUUCUCUCAAAUAUCGAAAAAAUCAUUAAGCAUGCGGGACACAAGGAUCUUUUAAAAAGGUUUCUGAGCACUCAUACUUUCGUAGUCAUAAUACUCAUUAUUUUCUUAAACGGAAUGUACUGAUGCAGGAAUUUUCAAAGUUUAAUUUUCUAAGAAUCCAAAAAAUAGGUUUGUUACUUGUAAAAAGUUUUUUUUAAGAAAAGCUGUAUUUGUUUUGCUAUGUAGAGCAAGACUGCAAAAAGAACUUAAAAGUAGACUUAAUUUCUAAGUAUGUUUCAGAGAUAGUUGGAACUGCAGAUGCUGGAGAAUCUGAGAUAACAAGGUAUAGAGCUGGAUGAACACAGCAUCAGAGGCUGACGUUUUGGGCCUAGGUUUCUGGAGAAAGGUCUCGGCCCAAAACAUCAGCCUCCCUGCUCCUCUGAUGCUGCUUGGCCUGCUGUGUUCAUCCAGCUCUGCGAGAUAACAAAUUGUGGAGCUGGAUGAACACAGCAGGCUAAGCAGCAUCUUAGGGGCACAAAAGCUGACGUUCCGGGCCUAGACCCUUCAUCAGAAAAGGGGGAUGGGGAGAGGGUUCUGAAAUAAAUGGGGGGGGGAGGCAGACCAAAGAUGGAUAGAGAAGAUAGGUGGAGAGGAGAAUAUAAGUGGGGAGGUAGGGAGGGGACAGGUCAGUCCGGGGAGGAUGGACAUGUCAAGGGGGCGGGAUGAAGUUAGUACGUAUUCUGAUUCUCCAGCAUCUGCAGUUCCCAUUAUCUCUGAUCUCUCAUCCAGCUCUACACCUUGUUAUCCCUUAAUUUCUAAGUAGUCAUUUUUUCUUAAUUUUGGGGCAUAGCUUCGAUGUGCUUAUUUAACUCAACUAGAAAUCCAGAGGCCUGGGCUAAUGAUUUGUAGACUGGAGUUCAAUGACAGCAAGGAAAUGUAAAAAAAUCUGGAAUCUAGCACCCCUGAGGAUGACCGUAGAACUUCCAUAUGCUCAUAAACUCUGGUUCACCUGGGGAAGGAAAUCUGUCAUCCUUUAAAGUUUUGGCAAAGAUCUGUAGCUCGGGUUGUGGAUGGGGUUGUUGCUUGCUCACCAAGCUGGCUUGUUUUUGUUCAGACGUUUCGUUACCAUGCUAGGUGACAUCAUCAGUGGAGCCUCCAAUGA